Manis javanica (Malayan pangolin) is the source of this 3724-nucleotide messenger RNA. NCBI's taxonomy places the organism in Eukaryota, Metazoa, Chordata, Mammalia, Pholidota, Manidae. The record is from RefSeq and is a predicted model, not a curated record.
GCCGCCCACCGGCUGCAGGAGGACCCGCCCCGGCCCCGCCCCGCCGGCCCGGGUCCGCAGCUCGGCCGCUCGCCGCCACUCUCCGCCGCCGCCGCCUCCUGCCCGCCGCCCUGCGCUCGCGCCCGCUCCCCGCCCCGCGGCCAUGGGUCCCCGCGCGCUGGCGCUGCGGCUCCUCGCACUGGGCGCGCUGCUGUGGCCCGCGGCCGGCGCUUGGGAACUCACCAUCCUGCACACCAACGACGUGCACAGCCGGCUGGAGCCGACCAGCGAGGACUCGAGCCGGUGCGUCAACGCCAGCCGCUGCGUGGGCGGCGUGGCGCGGCUCUCCACCAAGGUGCAGCAGGUCCGCGCUGCCGAGCCCCACGUGCUGCUGCUCGACGCCGGCGACCAGAGCCAGGGCACCAUCUGGUACACCGUGUACAAGGGCGCCGAGGUGGCACACUUCAUGAACGCCCUGCGCUACGAUGCCAUGGCGCUGGGAAAUCAUGAAUUUGAUAACGGUGUAGAAGGACUGAUCGAUCCACUCCUCAAAGAAGCCAGAUUUCCAAUUCUGAGUGCAAAUAUUAAAGCAAAGGGGUCGCUAGCAUCUCGAAUAUCAGGACUUUAUUUACCAUAUAAAAUCAUUCCUGUUGGUGAGGAAGUUGUGGGCAUUGUUGGAUACACUUCGAAAGAGACCCCUUUUCUCUCAAAACCAGGAGAGAAUUUAAUAUUUGAAGAUGAAAUCACUGCAUUGCAACCUGAAGUAGAUAAGCUAAAAACUCUAAAUGUGAACAAAAUCAUUGCCCUGGGACACUCUGGUUUUGAAGUGGAUAAACUGAUUGCUCAGAAAGUGAAGGGCGUGGAUGUGGUGGUGGGAGGCCACUCCAACACAUUCCUUUAUACAGGUACUCCACCUUCCAAAGAGGUGCCUGCUGGGAAAUACCCGUUCAUAGUCACCUCGGAUGACGGGCGGAAGGUUCCCGUGGUCCAGGCCUAUGCUUUUGGCAAAUACCUAGGCUAUCUGAGGGUUGAGUUUGAUGAAAAAGGAAACGUCAUCACUUCCCAUGGAAAUCCCAUUCUUCUCAACAGCAGUGGGAACCCAAGUAUAAAAGCAGACAUUAACCAAUGGCGGAUAAAAUUGAAUAAUUAUUCUACCCAGGAACUGGGGAAAACAAUUGUCUAUCUGGAUGGCUCCACUCAGUCGUGCCGUUUUAGGGAAUGCAACAUGGGCAACCUGAUCUGUGACGCUAUGAUCAACAACAACCUUAGAAAGCUGGACGGAGACUCCUGGAACCACGUGUCCAUGUGCAUUUUAAAUGGUGGAGGCAUUCGGUCACCCAUUGACGAGCGGAACAAUGGCACGAUUACCUGGGAGAACCUGGCUUCUGUGUUGCCCUUUGGAGGCACCUAUGACCUGGUCCAAUUAAAAGGUUCCACCCUAAAGAAGGUCUUUGAGCACAGUGUGCACCGCUAUGGCCAGUCCACUGGAGAGUUCCUGCAGGUGGGCGGAAUUCACGUGGAGUAUGAUCUUUCCCGAAAACCUGGGGACAGAGUCGUCAAAUUAGAUGUUCUUUGCACCUGGUGCCGGGUGCCCAGCUACGAGCCCCUCAGGAUGGAUGAAUUGUAUAGGGUGAUACUCCCAAGCUUCCUUGCCAGUGGUGGAGAUGGAUUCCAGAUGAUAAAAGACGAAAUGUUAAAACAUGAUUCUGGUGACCAAGAUAUCAGCGUGCUUUCUGAAUACAUCUCAAAAAUGAAAGUAGUGUACCCAGCAGUUGAAGGUCGGAUCAAGUUUUCUGCAGGAAGUCAUUGCCAUGGAAGCUUCUCUCUAAUAUUGUUCUCAUUUUUGGCACUGAUCACUGUUUUAUACCAAUAGCCAAAAAUUCUCCUUGCCAUAAUGGGUGGAACUACAUUUUUUCUCAAGUGAGCUUCAAGUCUGCCUUGAAGGAAGACCAACUUUGCAGGUUCCUGGAAGCUGAGCUUCAAGGGUCAUCAGUGAAGACACUGACAUCACUACUCAGGAUAAGCAGCUUAGUGUACACACAAGAAAUGAACGCGGGCCCUUUGAGGCCAAGGCCAACCAUCUUUAGUUUAUGUAUGCAAAUUUUAAUAUUUUUAUUAACAAUUUUAAAUCACAGGAAUCACUUUUCUCCUUUAUAUCCACUCCUUUAUAUCAUUCUGUUGGACCUAUAGUUAUAGUCAAUUAGUUUUUCAUUAUCAGCUCACUACUCUUUUGGAAAUGAAGCCUCCAUUGCCUCACUGUGUUUAUAUGGAACUUUAUCACAAUACAAGGGAGUUUAAAGCACGUUAUCUUAUUUGAUGCCCAUAACUUUCUUUGAUGGACAAGACAGGUGGUUCUUCCCAUUUGAAAGGUGAGAACACUGAAGUUCAGAAAAAGUUGGCUUGUUCAAGACCAUACAACUAAGAGUAACAUAGCCAACCAAGACUGCACUCAAGUCUUCUAACCUCAAGUCUGGCACUUCCAGCUACUCUGCUGUUCAGAGUGAUAGUUAAUUGUCUCCCUCUUCAUAGCUAUCAAUAGGCCCAAGCUCAUGGAUAACAAGUCUCUACUUUAUUUGUGGUUUCUAUUUUUUUCCUCUUUAGCUCCUGUUGUUAUGGUGAGUUUAAUGGACUAAAUCCAGGGUAGGAUUCUCUUUUGCACCACCCACAUGCCUUUCAUGAGUCAGGGAAUGGGUGGCAUAGUGGGAAAGGCCAUAGGCUGCAAAAGGAAGUCAAGGGCAGGAAAAAAGAGAAAGGAAGAACAGGACAGCCAGGACCAAUUUACAUUAUAGAAGAGAAAGAGAACUAAAGGGCAUUUAGAUUUGUUAAAUAAGUGUUUGCUAAGGAGUAGCAGCAUAGUCCCUGAAACAUGGUAUUAGCUGUUAGUACUUUUGAGAUCCCAUCAGUACUGCCUCUGUUCUUCUUUCUUCCUAACGUGAAGACAUCAUAAGAAGAGAGCCUUUUGAGACAAGGUAUAAUUCUAAACCUGCGUCUGUCCCUCCCCAGCAAGAUGCCAGCCCUGUACGCCAUAUGCACACAUUCUCCCCCUUCUUCCCCAAUUAUGGGAAAUCCAGAGGAGAGACAAGGGUUGACUCUUAGGAGCGGUGUGCAUAGGACGUGUGAAGUCGGCUCUGCCUCCAAACCUGACCAGCCAUUCUCAAGUCAUUCUCAAGUACAGACACAAGGACCCCUGCCUAGAGUGGGCCUCCUAGUGGGCCUAGGAAAUACCGAGACUGAUCAAAACCCUUUCUUAAUGUGGUAGUGGGACCAUGUGAGCCCGCCCAGCACCACAUAAAUGAUUCAGCAAGAACUGAGAGCCUUCACCUUCAGAAGUAGUGAGCAAACAGCGACUAGAGGCAUGGGGAGAAAGUCUGAUGGUUUCUUAAUGUUUACAAAUAUUCAGUACUCUUCAUACAAAAUACGCUUUUAAAUUUCAUAACAUCUUUAAAAAGAUUGCUACAGUAAAAUAAUGGCCUCUGUUUUAUGCAUAUACAGAUUAGCUAUAAAUAAAAGUAAGAUUUUAAGAGAGAAAUCAGAGAAAUGCACAUUUGGGGUACAUUUUUUAUGCUUUGCCAGUAAAAUAGGGUCAAUCCUGCUGGAGCACAAAUUUUUGAAGAACAUCUUUGUAUAGUUUUCUAAAUAUGUGUGUGCAUUUAUUGUGUAGUGAUUUAAGAAAUCAGCAUACUUUGCAAUUGUAGAUUCAGUUGAGUGAUUCAACUGUACAAUAAAACUGAAGAUAUCCUCCUGG